This is a messenger RNA of Oppia nitens, 500 nucleotides long. RefSeq names its product trafficking protein particle complex subunit 2-like (gene Trs20). NCBI's taxonomy places the organism in Eukaryota, Metazoa, Arthropoda, Arachnida, Sarcoptiformes, Oppiidae. Bases 41 to 481 code for a protein of 146 amino acids. The transcript has a single exon. Gene Ontology annotation, biological process: endoplasmic reticulum to Golgi vesicle-mediated transport. The record is from RefSeq and is a predicted model, not a curated record. Gene Ontology annotation, cellular component: TRAPP complex; cytoplasm; nucleus.
UUAGUUAUAUAUAAUAAUUGGUUGACAUUUGCUGUUAUCGAUGACAUCGACAUCAGGUUUUAGUUAUUAUCUGGUAAUCGUUGGUCAGUCGGAUAACCCGAUCUAUGAGUUGGAGUAUUCGACCAAAACUGGAGGCGACAAGAGCUCAGAUCACCGGUAUUUGACUCAAUUCAUAGCUCAGGCAUCACUAGAUUUAGUGGAUGAGUAUGUGAUGACAUCAAACAAUAUGUAUCUCAAAUGUGUCGACAAAUUCAAUGAAUGGUUUGUCACGGCUUUUGUGGCCAACAAUCAAUCCGUUAGAUUCCUAUUACUUCAUUCAUCGCCAAGAAUUGAUGACAAUAACAUCAAAUCACUAUUUGUUGAAUUGUAUGACUUGUAUACUAAGUUUGCAAUGAAUCCACUCUAUGAACAUCACACUCACAUCAGAUCCAACAUCUUUGACAAAAAGGCACAUCUGUUGGCCAAAAAGUAUUUACCGUAAAACACAUUGUCAUCAAUUG